Molecule: messenger RNA, 1449 nt
Organism: Colletotrichum godetiae
Lineage: Eukaryota; Fungi; Ascomycota; Sordariomycetes; Glomerellales; Glomerellaceae
Exons: 5
Coding region: 140-1111 (323 amino acids)
Biological process (GO): tRNA modification
Molecular function (GO): RNA binding
Source: RefSeq, a predicted model, not a curated record
CACCAAGCUUCUUUUUCAGCCAUCCUACGAGCCACAAUUUCCAUCCUUACGACUCAUAAAGGCGCAGGCGCAGCAAUUCAUUGCCUAGCAGUAUUUUAUUUUUUAUUUUUAAGGCGGCAGCUCGCAAAGUUCGUACAGAAUGACAGACGCAAAGAGGAAACAGUCGGGUGGUGGCGGUGGUCAUCCCGCGAAGAGAAGCAAGGGUGGACAAGGCUCCGGUAAAUGGCAGACGCCGCAACACAAGGCAAAGGUCGCCAGUCUUCAGGAUAAGGGCGUCGCCCUUGGAGUCGGAGACAAGGGUAUCUGGGUCACCUUUGCCAGAGGCAUGGAUGGAAAGUCCAUUAGCGAAUUCAGCGCACUUUGCGACGAGUACGCAAAGACAAUCUACGGUAUCGUUCCUCCAGGGGAAGAAGUCGAAUCAGAUGAGGAAGACGAGGACAUUGAGGCCUCUAUCAAAAAGGAGCUCGAUGGUAUCAGCGAUGUCAACAAAGGCAAGACUAAGCGUACCUUCAAGGCCAUCAAGGCUGGCAUCGAGUGUGUCUUCUUCAUGAAGACAAGAGACCCCGUCGACCCCUUGGAGCUUUGCCGUAAGAUGUGCUUAGACGCCAGCGUCUGCACUGAUCUCAAGGAGCGAAAGACCAAGUACAUCAACCGACUGACGCCGGUCACCUCUGUGGACAAGGCAUCUGAGAACGGUGUGGCGCGAGCAGCGAGAAAGGCUCUGGCUGCGCAUUUUGAUCUCGUAGAGGAGGCAUCCCACGCCGCAGAAGGCGAUGCCGAGAAGGUUGAGGGGGAAAGUGACGCCCAGGUCGAGAAGCCGGCGUGCACGUACGCUAUUCGACCUUCCAUACGCAGCAAUAACUCGCUUGAUCGCGAUACGCUCAUUAAGCAAAUCGCCAGCGUCGUCAGCCCGCGGCACAAGGUCGAUCUCACCAAUGCUGACAAGGUCAUACUUGUUGAUGUUUUCCAGAGUUUCUGCGGCAUGAGUGUUAUUGAGCGCAGUGACUGGGAUGAUUUGAAGAAGCUCAACGUCAACGAACUGUACAAGGCGUCUCCUGGAGCAAAGGCAAAUCGCCCGGCGCCAAAGGAGGGUGAAGAGAAGACAGCGUGAGUAGUGUACAGGGCCGUGAGGGAUACAUUCGAGAACAUGAAUCAUCCAAGCGACGAAACCACUUAUCGUAUAGCAUUGGUGAGAACCCAAGCGAAACAGGCGGUUGAUCUUUGCGAAUACUAUAUGACAGGAGUUGAGGAAGAGUGCGGUUCACCUAAUUGCAUAUUGUUGGGAAAUGUGCCCCUUACUCUUCCACCUAUUCUUCUCAUGUAGAUGCAUGAUGCUUUCCGCCUCUUGCUGCUUGGGAUGACCCUUUUGCGUGGCAAAGUCAUGUGAAAAUGGUGGAUUUUGGGCUCACUUUGGUUCCCUGUAAAGUCAUCGUGUAGCAAGGAAGCCGA